This is a messenger RNA of Charadrius vociferus (killdeer), 831 nucleotides long. RefSeq names its product tRNA selenocysteine 1 associated protein 1 (gene TRNAU1AP). Bases 7 to 831 code for a protein of 274 amino acids. The record is from RefSeq and is a predicted model, not a curated record. Gene Ontology annotation, cellular component: nucleus. Gene Ontology annotation, biological process: selenocysteine incorporation. Gene Ontology annotation, molecular function: tRNA binding. The transcript has 8 exons. Lineage: Eukaryota; Metazoa; Chordata; Aves; Charadriiformes; Charadriidae.
CCAUAUAUGGAUGAAAACUUUGUUUCAAGAGCAUUUGCCACCAUGGGAGAGCUUGUACUGAGUGUAAAAAUCAUUCGAAACAGGUUGACAGGAAUUCCAGCAGGCUAUUGCUUUGUAGAAUUUGCAGAUCUAGCUACUGCAGAGAAAUGUUUACACAAAAUCAAUGGAAAACCGCUUCCUGGUGCUACACCGGCAAAGCGAUUUAAAUUGAAUUAUGCAACGUAUGGAAAACAGCCGGAUAACAGUCCAGAAUAUUCACUUUUUGUGGGAGACCUGACUCCUGAUGUGGAUGAUGGCAUGUUAUAUGAAUUUUUUGUUAAAGUUUAUCCAUCGUGUAGAGGUGGAAAAGUUGUUUUGGACCAGGCAGGAGUAUCCAAAGGUUACGGGUUCGUGAAAUUCACGGAUGAACUGGAACAGAAAAGAGCGCUGACGGAGUGUCAAGGAGCUGUGGGGUUGGGCUCUAAACCUGUACGCUUGAGUGUGGCUAUACCAAAAGCUAAUCGUGUGAAAACAAUGGAGUACAAUCAGAUGUACAACUAUAAUUAUAACCAAUAUUACCAACAAUAUCACAACUACUACGCCCAAUGGGGCUACGACCAGAACACAGGCAGUUACAGCUACAGCUAUCCCCAGUACGGAUACACGCAGAGCACGAUGCAGUCUUAUGAAGAAGUUGGUGAGGAUGCAUUGGAAGAUCCGACGCCUCAGUUGGAUGUCCAUGAAGCAAAUAAACAGUUUAUGGAACAGAGUGAAGAGCUCUACGAUGCCUUGAUGGACUGUCAUUGGCAGCCUUUGGACACUGUCUCGUCAGAGAUUCCAGCCGUGUUAUAG